CCCUCCACACCACACCCAUGGCCUGCAACAGCCUCUGCCGUCCCUGCGGACCCACCCCGCUGGCCAACAGCUGCAACGAGCCCUGCGCCCUGCAAUGCCAGGAUUCCCACGUCAUCAUCAACCCUUCCCCUGUGCUGGUCACCCUGCCAGGACCCAUCAUGACCUCCUUCCCCCAGAACACCGCCGUCGGAUCCACCUCCUCCGCUGCUCUGGGCACUGAACUCAAUGCCCAGGGACAGCCCAUCUCUGGUGGAUUUGGCUUUGGUGGCUUUGGCUACGGCCUGGGAGGCCUGGGCUGCUAUGGCAGAAGGGGUGGCUACAUCUGCUAA
Messenger RNA from Haemorhous mexicanus (house finch), 329 nucleotides. RefSeq names its product feather beta keratin-like. Gene Ontology annotation, molecular function: structural constituent of cytoskeleton. The record is from RefSeq and is a predicted model, not a curated record. The transcript has a single exon. Gene Ontology annotation, cellular component: intermediate filament. The coding region runs from base 18 to 329 and encodes 103 amino acids. Lineage: Eukaryota; Metazoa; Chordata; Aves; Passeriformes; Fringillidae.